AUGGCGGCGGGACGCCAAACCAGCUUUGCCUGUGUGGAACCGCUCCACUGGAGUGUCGAUUGGGACAGUCGAUUCGAUCCUCGUGGCUUCCGCGACCGUAACACAGUAACAGGAGGCAAGCUACACAUCUUUCUCUCGACCGAUCGACAACACAACGGUGGCGCAGCGGACAAUUUCUUCCGGAGACCAGACAUGAGGAAACAGACCAAUGGCAUGACAGCAUUUCAGCACACGCUAGUCGGGGACGCGCGCAUCGUGCUGACGACGCUCAUCAGCGAGAAAUUGCUGUCGCCCGGCCCCAAGAAACUCUACGUGUCCUACUACCGCAAGCGCGUGUACGCCGACCUGCUGCCCGACGGCUCUAUCCGCUUCAAGGACCAGGUCUACACGUCGCCUGUGCCCUGUGCGCUGCACAUGAAGCGUACACUCAACCCCUCUCUCAAGACGGACGCAGGCUGGUCGUCCAUGUACUCCGCGGCCUCUGGGGAGAGCCUCAAGGACAUCAAAGACCGCCUUAACAUCCGUAAACGAGGCACAAACGCUCGCUCCGUCCAGAAGGAGAAGAAAGCGCCCACGCCUUCACCCACAGCCAAAGAGCGCGUGGCGGCUCAGACAGCAGCUCAAGCCAAGCAAGAGGCUGCUCAGAAGUGCGCAGCCUGUCGGAGAGAAGCCACGACGACGGACGUGGCGGAAUGCAGCGCAUGCCACAGCAAGACGCACUUUGAGUGCGCCACACCAGCACUGCAGAACACGCCAGCAGCGCCGUGGUUCUGCGACAAGUGUCUGACUGGACAAGCUAACAGGAUCCUCGAGUUCCUCCAGCAAACGAGACGAGUGCUUGUCGAGAGGAUCGCAGAGCGCCAUACUCAAGCAAAGCCGAUUGAGAGCGAGGAUGUCACUGUGGAGGGCGAGGAGGACGCUGGUAGCGAGGAGAAGGGAACCUCUAAUGAGGAAUUAAAGGACGAGGACGACGCUGGAGCUGCAGAGGGUUCGGCUGUUGAGUCGGUAUCGGUAUCAGUGGACUCAAACAAGUCGAAGGACGCGACAAACGCUGGUAGUGAAGUAGCAAGUGAAGCCCCAGUGGACGAGGCUGCAGCUACUUCAGAAGAGCAGAACGAGACGACGUCAACGUCUGGUGAUUCUCUGAAAGAGGCGAAGCCGGAGGCUGACGAUGCAGCAAAUGAGGAAGAGCAAGGCGACAUGGACGUGGAAGACGAGGCGCCGCUUGAGGUUGCCAAGGCUGCCAACGCCACUAGUGCCGAAGAGAAGUUCCUCGUGCUGAUUGACAGCCUCAUCACGGAAGUGUCGUCGAAAGCAGAGCGUGCCAGUCUGAUUGCCAACAGUACCGGUGCGACUCUAGUGCAUCUAGAGAAAACACAGCUCGUCCAGCUGGUCGAGUAUGGCAAACGGGAGAUUCUGGCAGCGACUCGGUCUGAAGAUGACGACGACGAGAAGGAGGACGCAGAUCACGAGGGUGGUACCAACUCGGAGGUGGACGCGCUCAUCAAGAUCUACGACCUGCGUCACCAGAUUCUGUCGUCUCAGUCGCAGUUUGAACGGACCACGCACGCCCUGGCCAAGCGCACAGAAAAGAAUUUGCGAAGCGCUGAGACGGAGCUCAUGGAACUGGAGGAGGUACGCGCGGCGGAGGCCAGCGUGGUUUCUAAAGUGGUGGACCUGAUCGACCAGUACUCGAGCGACUUGACGUGUUGCGAGCAAAAUAUCCACUUGAACGAAGCGCUGCUGGCGAGUAUCACGCACCGGCGCAACUUCAUUCGAUCCGCCAAUAUCAACGACCGGUUCGCGCCGUCAUAUCGCUACAGUACGACCCUCAUGGCCUCGAGUAGUGACCAGCUGCUCGUCACUGUGUUGCUGGACAAGCUCCGUGACAUCACCGAGUCUGUGAACGAGUGGACCAAGAUGGAGCGCCAUUUCGAGCAGAAGACGGCCAGUCUCCACAAGUCGUUGACGCUGAUCGGCACCAAGCGGAAGCGCGCGCAGGCACUACCGCCCACGCCCGCGUUGUUUGCCAAGGUACAGAUUCCUCCGUCGCGACGUCUCAUUGAGCGCCAGAUCGCCAACUAUGAGCUGAACAUGAGCGCUAUUCGUCGGAACCGUGCACGUAUGCGCAAGACGCUGUCUGGCAUUCUGAAGAUCGCCCGGGAAGAGCAUCUCAGCGACGAGAUCGUCCACAUGACAGACUUGUUGUAUCAAAAGUGCCGUGAUCUGAAGGCGGAACAAGAGGAGGAAGAGCUGCGCAUCAAGGAGGAAGCUGAGGCUGCAGAGAAGGCGCAUCUAGAAGAGGAAGAGCGGGCAGCACCUGACCUCCUGAGUACCGACGACGGCGAGGCGAGUGCAGAGGAACCCGAAGCCAAGAAGCAGCGUGUAAAUGCGGCCGCUAGCGCAGCUGUCCCGCCGCCGAAAGCUGCUGCGUCCAGUGACAGGAAAGACAUCUCGUCGCUGCUUGGGAGCGAGGAUUCGGACGCCAAAGAGUCCACCUACAGCUCUGUUGAGAGCAAGUCGCGCGCAGACAGCGAAGCGGACCUGGAACAAGCCUCGCGCGCCAUCGCGGACAUUUCGUCCGUGCUGCCGGACAUUUCAGGAGCCAGCGGCCCGCGGGUGGACCUUGUCAACUCGCCGCCACUUGGUGGGAAGCCUGCAGCGGAUGCAUCGCCUGGCCAGUUCUCGAUUCGCGGAGGCAAAGCUGGAGGCGCGAAGCGCGGAAGCCAAGAUCAGCAAUCGUUCCUGGACCAGGCACUCGAGGUCCUGAACAAGCAGCAACAGCAACAACGCAUUGGAGAGCAACAACGCGUCGAAGAGCAACGGCGCUUAGAGCAACAACGCAUCGAAGAGCAACGGCGCUUAGAACAACAACGCCUUGGAGAGCAACAGCGCUUUGAGCAAAAACGUCUUGAAGAGCAGCGUCGCUUGGAAGAGCAACGUCGCUUGGAGCAGCAGCGAGAGCAAGAGCGUCGUGAACAGCAGCGCCUGGAGCAGCAACGUAUGAAGAGGCAACGUCGCUUAGAGCAACAUCGCCUUGAUGAGCAACGGCGUUUAGAGAAACAACGCAUUGAAGAGCAACGGCGCUUAGAGCAGCAACGUCUCGAAGAGCAACGCCGCUUAGAAGAGCAGCGUCGAUUGGAGCAACAGCGGCUAGAACAGCAGCGGCUAGAGCAGGAAAAGCAGCGCCAGGAGCAGCAGAGACUGGAGCUUGAGCAGCAGCGGAAGGAGAAGCAGCGACAGGAGCAGCUGCGACGACAGCAGGAGCAACAGCGACUGGAACUCCAGCACCGACAGCAAGAGCAGCAGCGCCAAGAGCAGGAGCGGCAGUUCCAACGCAGCAAGGCGACAACGCUGCCUCAAGUCGUGUCGUCUGGGGCGUCUCACUUGCAGAUGCUGAGCCAGCAGCAGCAACUCCAACAACAGCAAGCGACACUUCAACAGCAACAACAACACUCGCGUCAGAUGCAGCACCCUCUCUACGGGGAUAUGCCCAAGGGAAUGCUGAGCUUGGGCACAGGCCAGCAAGAUAUGUACGCGCAGCAGGCGGCGCAGAUGGGGAUGGAUAUUCACGACGUGGUGCGACACCAGGACUCGAGUCACUUUGCCCAGGGAGGCAUUCAAAGAGCCCCGUACGAAGUCCCACGCAGCGCAGCGCAGCAGCCGGGACCGACUGCCCCACGGACGAGCUUCUAUGGCGACGAAGGGCAGAUGCACUCGCAGGACGUGUUUGGGUCCCAGGGUCUGCCUGGCCAGCAGCGGCCACUGUCCGAGCACCACAUGUUCGCGAACGAGUUGCAGCAACACGCAGAUCAGUCAAGAAGUCAGGAAUUUCUCAUGGGCAGGUCCUACCGCGGACACGGAAUGGACCAGUCCGACAACAACGACGUCAACAUGGACGACUGGGGCCAGUAA
This is a messenger RNA of Phytophthora infestans T30-4, 3915 nucleotides long. RefSeq lists its product as uncharacterized. The record is from RefSeq and is a predicted model, not a curated record. Bases 1 to 3915 code for a protein of 1304 amino acids. Gene Ontology annotation, cellular component: microtubule cytoskeleton. The transcript has 9 exons. Lineage: Eukaryota; Oomycota; Peronosporomycetes; Peronosporales; Peronosporaceae. Gene Ontology annotation, biological process: microtubule cytoskeleton organization.